AUGUUUACUCCCCAGAAGCGCAGUGGCGCUUUCACCUUCAACAGCGCUUCCAAGAAAGUACCGCUCAACGGUCUAUUUAAGGAUGGGAUCUGGCAUUGCAAUUGCAGCCCUAGACUUCCAGCCUCACACUUCCUGGUCAAAAAAGAAGGCCCAAAUAAAGGCCGGGGCUUCUACACUUGUCAAGAACCAAAAGAAAACAGCUGCGGUUUCUUCCUAUGGGAUGACAAAGCGGUUGGAAGAGAAAUGCGGGCGGUUAUAAACAAUACGCGGUCGGAGCCAGAUCCGUCGGAGGCUCCAGCGGAUGCUUCUGCAGAUAAGGGAGCAAGCAAUAAAUCACAGGAUCUUAGCAAGGAGGCUGGGGACGAGGAGGGGGAUGAAUUUGGUGAUUGGCCAUUAACAAAAGAGGAUGAGGAGAAGGUUGCCCAAGUUGCAGGAUGUAAUAUUCCUGUGCCAUACCCAGAGACACCUCGAAAGGCCGUCAAAACCGACCAUUUCUCAACUCCCGGCAGCAAGAGGAAAAGGGAGGAGGAUUAUCUCCCAACACCUCUCACAGGCAGCAAAGGCGAUAUCUUCGGCGCACCCUCAACAGCAAAACUAAAUGGCGGUAUGUGGGAUGGCAAUGAAUCAGUCGGUCUACGAAGUCCGGCUCCAACGCCAACACCAAGUCGUUCUACUGAUCUUGGCCUUCACGAAGCGCGUGGUGAAAGCAAUCCUCAUGGUUACGAUAUCACGGAAGAAGUUAUGGAGUUAUUGAAAGAUAAACAGAUCGACGAGGAUACGAUAUCCAACCUCCGACAGCUUCUCAACAGGCACGCCCUGAGGAUUUCUGGCAUCGCCAAAGGCCGAGACAUCACUCGUAUCUCUCUGAAGGCAAAGGACGCCAAAAUCGCUGAGCUCAAACAGAAGAUUUCUUCUUUGGAAGCCGAGCGCGAAAUGGAUAAAACUGUCAUUAGACAUUUCAAAAGCGAUAUGGCACAGAGUAUGGGCUCCAGAGGUGGUCGAGGUCGGGGUCGGGGCCGAACCUAG
Messenger RNA from Amorphotheca resinae ATCC 22711, 1026 nucleotides. RefSeq lists its product as hypothetical. Gene Ontology annotation, molecular function: zinc ion binding. The transcript is spliced from 2 exons. NCBI's taxonomy places the organism in Eukaryota, Fungi, Ascomycota, Leotiomycetes, Helotiales, Amorphothecaceae. The coding region runs from base 1 to 1026 and encodes 341 amino acids. The record is from RefSeq and is a predicted model, not a curated record.